CAGCAGGGGCCGCGCGCGGUCCCCGUCGCUCCUGAGUAGACGGUCAUACCCAGAAGAUCUCUCCUGCGACCACCAGCCCCGUCCUCCGCUCAUACAGCAUGGAGCUCUGAGUCUCUGUUACGGAAAGCAGGACAAUGUCUUCAUCGUCUCCGCCUCCAGAUUUACAACACGAAGCACCCAAAGAGAAAGAUUAUCGAGUUCCAGGCCUUCGAAGCGUCCGGACCACCUCCCUGUUCCGUGCUGUAAACCCAGAACUUUUCAUUAAACCUAACAAACCUGUUAUGGCUUUUGGGCUUAUAACGAUUACACUUUGCGUAGCCUACAUUGGGUAUUUGCAUGCCCAGCAAGAGAAUAAAAAGGACAUCUAUGAAGCUAUUGAUAGUGAAGGAAACAGAUAUACAAGACGGAAGGCUUCAAAAUGGGACUAAACAAAUUAACGUAAUGGUGUGUAUGAAUCAUCACAGAUGGAGACAAAUAAUUGGAUGCAGCUUUCUGAAUUAUGCAUUUUCAGGCUUCAUCUGGGGCAUCAACGCUUUUCAAUGCGAUAAUGAAUGUUUCUCCUGAAAUAUAACCCAAUUUAAUCCACAGUAUAAAAUGUUAUUGCCUGUAAAUACUGUGAAUAAAACUAACCUUAUCAAAAA
Sphaerodactylus townsendi is the source of this 641-nucleotide messenger RNA. RefSeq names its product small integral membrane protein 8 (gene SMIM8). Bases 135 to 428 code for a protein of 97 amino acids. The transcript is spliced from 3 exons. The record is from RefSeq and is a predicted model, not a curated record. Lineage: Eukaryota; Metazoa; Chordata; Lepidosauria; Squamata; Sphaerodactylidae.